Molecule: messenger RNA, 588 nt
Organism: Strongyloides ratti
Lineage: Eukaryota; Metazoa; Nematoda; Chromadorea; Rhabditida; Strongyloididae
Exons: 3
Coding region: 1-588 (195 amino acids)
Source: RefSeq, a predicted model, not a curated record
AUGGCUUCAUGUCUUUUUAAUUUUCCUAUAUCAGUUAAUAUAAUUUAUACAUUAUAUGGAAUAGGAAUCGGACCAAUAUUUCCAACUAUUUUAGCUUAUUUAAAGUUGUCUGAUGUUAAGAAGAUUAAUUAUAUUUUUAUUUCUAAAGCACUGGCUACACUUUUGUCACCAUUGGCUAUUAAUGAGAUUAUAAAUAAAUAUGGAAAAAAUAUAUAUCCCUGUUUUGCUUUUCUUUGGACAUUAGCAUAUAUAUUAUUUUUUGUUGGUAUAUUAAAUUAUCAUGCAUCAAAAUCUUAUUAUAACUUAAAAGAUGGAAAACACAAAAUUUGGUAUUUAUUUUUUGGAAAUACAACAAAAACUGCAAAAAAGAAAGUUAGAAAAGUUAUGAGAAGUUUUAGGAACAAAAGUUUUAAGGCAAUAACUAAAGUAAAGUACAAUGCUGGAACAUGGUCAAGUAGAAAAACAAAUAGUUACAAACAAAAUACAAAAAAAUCUUUAAAUCUAAAUAAUGAAGAAAAUAAAAAAAUGAAAAGAUCUUUUAAUUCUGAAGAAUAUAUUAAAGACAUUAAUAUUAAUAAAUCAAAUUAA